This is a messenger RNA of Otolemur garnettii (small-eared galago), 1061 nucleotides long. RefSeq names its product EP300 interacting inhibitor of differentiation 2 (gene EID2). The transcript has 2 exons. The record is from RefSeq and is a predicted model, not a curated record. Gene Ontology annotation, biological process: negative regulation of DNA-templated transcription. Gene Ontology annotation, molecular function: transcription corepressor activity. NCBI's taxonomy places the organism in Eukaryota, Metazoa, Chordata, Mammalia, Primates, Galagidae. Gene Ontology annotation, cellular component: nucleoplasm. Bases 1 to 750 code for a protein of 249 amino acids.
AUGUCCGAGCUGCCCGCAGACGUCACUGUCCUGCAGACAAACGAGGCUAGUGGUGACGGAGACGUCCCGCAGAAGGAGGUAGGCAGCGGGAGCCCGGAGCUGGCCGCAGCGCAGCCUGAGGAGGGCACCGAAAGCUCGAGGGCGGAGGCAGCGGCUCCCGAAAACCCGAUGGAGGCGGCUCCCAAAAGCGCGAUGGCGGCGGCUCCGGAAAGCUCGAUGGAGGUGGCUCGGGAAAGCGCGGUGGCGGCGUCUCCAGAAAGCCCGAUCGAGGCGGCUGCGGAAAGCGCGGUGGCGGCGGCGGGCCCAGUGCCCAGAGAAAGCCCGGCGGCAGCGGCCAGGGAUCCCCGGGUGGCAGAGGUCGCCCGAUUGUUCGGGGAACCGGUGGAUGAAGAGGUUCCCGAGGCCAGGCCCAGGUCCAGGCACGGGAACGCCGGAAGCCUGGCUGCGUUGCCGUAUCUUCGCCUCCGUCACCCACUUAGCAUUUUAGGAAUUAAUUACCACCAGUUUCUCCGUCACUAUCUGGAAAAUUACCCGAUUGCUCCCGGCAGAAUUCAGGAGCUUGAAGAACGCCGCAGGCGAUUUGUGGAAGCCUGCAGAGCAAGGGAAGCAGCCUUUGAUGCCGAAUAUCAUCGUAAUCCUCAGAGGAUAGAUUUUGAUAUUUUAACAUUCACUAUAGCUCUGACUGCCUCGGAAGUUAUCAAUCCUCUGAUAGAAGAACUUGGUUGUGAUAAGUUUAUCAAUAGAGAUUAAUUGAUGAGACUACGAGAGAAUCUCUGCAUUCAAGACAGUCUAGCCAAUCCUGUAACUUGAUAUUAAGUCAGAGUAUGGUGGGAAUAAGGCAAUGCACAGUUGGAGUUAAAAAAAAAAAAAAAAGGCUUAUCACCAAGCAUCACAAAAUAGAAAACAUGUCAAAAGCAUUAUAAGACUCCUGUAAUGUUCUUUGAGUUUGUAAUUGAUCCACAUUGUUUUUCCUGCAUUUGGAAAAUGUGUCCAACAUUGCUUUAUUAAAGAGUAAACAAUGGUUUUAUAAAAUUGAGACUUGAGGAAGAAAAUAAGACGGC